AUGGCCAGCACGCUCUCCCCCGUGCAUGGCAAAGUGGUGCUGGUGCUGGGGGCGAGCGGCAUUGUCGGGGGUGGGGCAGCCCUGGGCCUUGUGCAGCUCGGGGCAAACGUGAUAGCACCUUUUCGAUCUGGCGAAAGCAAAGAGGCAUUCUCAAAGGAAUUCGGACAUUAUCCGAGUUCACAGCAGUGGGACGCGCCGGUCGUAGACUACAGCACAGAGCAGGGCCUGCAGGACCUGGCUGAGUACAUUCGCAGCGAGAGGGGCGGGGUGGUGGACCAUAUCUUCGCAUGCAUGGGAGGCAGUGUCGCGAAAGGUCCCCUGUCGGUCCUGCCAGCUCCAGAGCUGGAAUCGGCACUCUCGCACCGUGUCUUCAGCCAGGUAUUGGCAGCCAAGUACCUGUUACCUCUAGUGCGACCCACACCCGACAGCUGCUACCUCGUCACCACAGGAAGGCUCGGUGUAAACGAGUUGCCCAUCAAGACCAGGGCCUCCCCCUACCCGAGCGAGGACCGCUACGAGGAGAGCACCACCACCCGCUACGACGGCGAGAACGACGGCGGUCGCUACGAGGGUGGCACCCGCUACGGUGAGGGCGCCAGGGCCCCCACCUCCGAGGGCCGGUACGGCUCCAGCGCCACCACCCGCUAUGACGGCGAGAACGACGGCGGUCGCUACGAGGGCGGCACCCGCUACGGCGAGGGCUCCAAGGCCCCCACCUCAGAGAGCCGGUACGGGAGUCCCUCCACCACCCGCUACGAGAGCGAGGAGGAGGGCGGCCGGUACGAGGGCGGCGCGCGGUACGAGGAUGACGACGAGCGUUACGAUGGCCAGAACAACAGCGGGCGGUACGAGGGCGGCGCCUACGGCGGCCGCAACUCCACCAGCAACGUGGUCCGGUGGACGCGCGGGACCAAUUACACGCCGCUCGACGUCACUGUCGGCGACACCAUCACCUUCCAGUGGUCCGGGGGCUCCCCCCACGACGUCGCGACCUCUCCCGGCCCCGGCGUCUGCACUGACCUGAUGCCCCUGGUGGAGGCCGCCGAGUCCGGCUCCUACCCCAUCACGUUCGAGAGGCCGGGCACCUUCACCUACGCCUGCUCCGUGGGCGAGCACUGCCUGGAGGGCCAGAUCGUCACCGUAAACGUUGUCGCCAUCUCCUAG
This is a messenger RNA of Auxenochlorella protothecoides, 1164 nucleotides long. RefSeq lists its product as hypothetical. Bases 1 to 1164 code for a protein of 387 amino acids. The transcript has 4 exons. The record is from RefSeq and is a predicted model, not a curated record. NCBI's taxonomy places the organism in Eukaryota, Viridiplantae, Chlorophyta, Trebouxiophyceae, Chlorellales, Chlorellaceae.